CCAGAAUAGUAAACAACAUGGCGCACUACCAACACAGAACGGACUAGGGGCAUAUCGAAAAUACAGCUGUGACAAGCACUCUAAACACAUUAUACAUAUUUUCAUAGUUUUCGCUGUAGUGAUAAAGUACCAGGGUACAGCAUUUACUUGCAGACGACAAAGACUGUGUCACAACGAACAAGCUGUCAACCCCUCUAUCCACUGGAACAGGAUAGGCUAUCGGCCUAUGGGCUCGCAGUCCAGUUCUGGGAUGUCCGGUCGGGGUUCUAGCGGAAACCCAGACCAGUCUGAACCAGAACCAGAACCAGAAUCUAACCAGAACUCGAAUCAAAGGAACCGCAGACCAGCUGAAAGGCAGACAGAAAGACAGUCAGCUGCUGAGGAGGACGUCGACUUAGCUCAAGUGCUGGCUUACUUACUGAGAAGGGGCCAGGUCAGACUGGUCCAUGGAAGUGGAGCAACAGGCCUGCAGCUUGUCCAGUCCUAUUCCGACUCGGAUGAGGACAGCGACGGGGCCUGGGAAGGUCGCCUCGGAGACCGCUACAAUCCCCCUGUGGACUCCCAACCUGACACCCAGGAUGUGGACCGGAGUGAGAUUCGCACUCAGAUUCUGCUGGCCACAGCCUCGUCCAGCCUUAAAGGGAGACACAGCUUCACGCACAUGCUGACACAGAGGGAACAGGGCCGGUGUCGAGGUUCCAGUUUCUCUCAUGGGGAGUGCAGUCGCAUUCGAUCACAUUUCCUGCCGAAUCAUGUUGCCUUCAAGGACACAUAUCAGCAGAAAGCCUUCUGCGGGCUAUACAGCAACGAUGGAAACAUGUUCCUCUCUGCUUGUCAAGAUCAGAACAUCCGUCUGUACGACACCAGUAGGGGGCGUUUCUCUCUGAAGAGGACGGUCAAGGCGCGGGACGUGGGCUGGAGCGUGCUGGACGUCUGCUUCACCCCCGACUCCCGCAGCGUGCUCUACUCCAGCUGGUCCGACUACAUCCACGUGUGCAGUAUAGAUGGCGACAGCGAAUCUCACACCGCCCUGGACCUCAAUCCAGACGAAAGGAGGUUCUGUGUCUUUUCUCUCACCGCAUCUGUAGAUGGGAAGGAGAUUCUCGGAGGGGCAAAUGAUGGGUGCCUGUAUGUUUUUGACCGUGAACAGAACAAACGGACGUUGAAGAUCGACGCUCACGAGGACGAUGUGAACGCGGUGGCGUUUGCCGACAGCUCGUCACAGCUGCUCUUCUCAGGGAGCGACGACGCACUCUGCAAGGUGUGGGACAGGCGCACGCUCCGCGAGGACCGCCCUCAGCCCGUGGGUCACCUGGCUGGACACCGCGACGGGAUCACCUUCAUCCACAGCAAGGGCGAUGCACGCUACCUGAUCAGUAACUCUAAAGACCAGUCCAUCAAGCUCUGGGAUAUAAGGAAGUUCUCCCCUAAGGAGGGUCUGGCUGCUUCUCGGCUGGCGGUCACACAGCAGAACUGGGACUACCGCUGGCAGCAGGUCCCCCAAAAAGCCCUGAAGAGGCACAAACUGUCGGGCGACACGUCGGUGAUGACGUACCGGGGCCACGGCGUGCUGCACACACUCAUCCGGUGCCGCUUCUCGCCCGAGUUCAGCACCGGACAGAAGUACAUCUACACCGGCUGCUCCACCGGCAAGAUCAUCAUCUAUGAUGUCCUGACCGGCACCAUCGUGUCCAAACUCUCAGGCCAUGACGCAUGUGUGAGAGAUGUGAGCUGGCAUCCCUACCAGGAGAACAUCGUCAGCAGCUCCUGGGAUGGAGCAGUUCGGCUGUGGGAGCACAGGCAGACACACCCUCUGGACGAGGAGAGAGAAAGAGACCGGGAUCGAGAGUGAGAUAGAGAGAGAGAGAGAGAGAGAGAGAGAGAGAGAGAGAGAGAGAGAGAGAGAGAGAAAGGAAAAGAAAGAGGGAGAGAAAAAAACGAGGGAAGAUGCAGAGGUGCAGAGGAGUUUUAGGACAAAGCUUUUGUUGCGUCUGAGCUGCCGCCCCAGCGCGAGGCAGCAUGACCCGGAAAGAAUAAGCUCCAACACAAUACAGGACUCUACUUGUUGCUGUUUUGUUUUCUGGCAAGUGUUAGAUCCAUAAGUUCAACUAUUCCAUGUUAUUUCUUACAAGAACGUCACUUCAAAAUCAAUAACAGCCAUGCUGUGGACGGACCACAGAGUAGUUUAUCAGUAGGAGUUGAGGAGCGAUGUGUUUUCAGUUCUGUUUUAGUAGAUCUUUCUCAGUCAGCGCAACUGAGUGUGUAGUUAAUGCAAAGGUUGUUUUUUUUUUAAUGGCCGGAGUCUGUUGGCUGUUCAGGUUUCCUUUUCCUUUAGGAAGGGUGGGAUCAUGGGGUGGGCUCGGGCGUUCCAACAAGGUGCUUUUUGAAGAAAGGCAUUAACAGUUAAAAAGCAAGAGUAAGAUGUUUUUAAAAAGGUAGAAAAAAACAUGAUCACAUGGCAGGGGGUUGGGGUGUUAGGGUCAAUUCUAUGAUCAUGUAAAAUAUUUUAUUGGGAUUAAUGUUGAAAUGUUGAUAAAUUUGUAAUCUAGUAUUCACAUUCUCAGCCAAAAGAUUUGAUUGUCUUUUUUUUUUGUGAAGAGAUAAGCUGGUCACAGGGAAAUGUCUGUAUGUGUGUGUGUGUGUGUGUGUGUGUGUGUGUGUGUGUGUGUGUGUGUGUGUGCGUGUGUGUGCGUGUGUGUGCGUGCGUGUGUGUGCGUGUGUGUGUGUGUGUGUGUGUGUGUGUGUGUGUGUGUGUGUGUGUGUGAAUGAAAGGAUCAGAGAACAUAUGUAUGUGCAUAUACACAGUAAUUUGUGUAUAUGGUGAGCCUGCCUGUCUGUCAGUGUGUUUUGGGUCAUUCUCACUAAAUUCUUUUUUUUUUCAGUAAUUAUUAAAAUCCCACAUAAACUAAA
Molecule: messenger RNA, 2910 nt
Organism: Sardina pilchardus (European sardine)
Lineage: Eukaryota; Metazoa; Chordata; Actinopteri; Clupeiformes; Clupeidae
Gene: dcaf11
Product: ddb1 and cul4 associated factor 11
Exons: 15
Coding region: 227-1852 (541 amino acids)
Biological process (GO): proteasome-mediated ubiquitin-dependent protein catabolic process
Cellular component (GO): Cul4-RING E3 ubiquitin ligase complex
Molecular function (GO): protein binding
Source: RefSeq, a predicted model, not a curated record